Molecule: messenger RNA, 1185 nt
Organism: Durusdinium trenchii
Lineage: Eukaryota; Dinophyceae; Suessiales; Symbiodiniaceae
Source: the annotation of a GenBank genome assembly
AUGUUGAGGAGAGCAGCUGACUUCGAGAAGCAGUCGGUGGAGAACAGUCUGAGCUCCCGGAACACUCGCUUCACCCAGUCGUGUCAAUCCUUUCGGAGUCUAGGGAGCAUGGCAUCCAGCAGGCUCACCCGUGCUGUCUCCCUUCGGCAGCAGACCAGCCGAUUGUUGGCCACGCGUGGCCGGCAAAGUCCGUCAGCAUCUCAUGGGAAGUAUCGGAUCGGACAGCUCUCAAAGCUUGGUUCGGGUAUUUUUCACCUUCCAGAGAUUCCUGGCACGCCUGUGGAGCAGGGUAAAGAUGCCAAGAAGGCCUCAAAGGCCAAGGCACGCAGUAAAACCAAGAGGAGCGAUGGCCCACAAGAAGUCUCUUUGGAAGCCGCCCGUGCUUUCUGGGAUUUGGCCGCUCAAGAAGAUCGGCGUGCUCAACAGGCUCGAAAUGGUCGCCAUCGAUCAAGCCAGGAUGAAGACAGGCGCCAACCAAGCAACUCUCAGUCAAACCACUACCCCAACUAUGUACGGCACUCUGGCCCGGGCGUGCCAGAACUCUCUCAUCGUGUGGGACUACCAUAUCAAGUGGCUAAGGAGGCUGCUCAUCUCUUCCAUCGAUUUGCUGACUUCCCUAAAGGAGGAGGCAUUUUUGAUGGCAAGCUGAAGGUCUCCCAGCUGACCGAAGUUUUAGUCGCUCUUUGUGAAGUCGCGGACGCCUCAGAGCUGGACAAGGGCUUCACGGAUCGAGCCUUUCGAGCUGCGGAUCGCGACUCAGGUGGCUUCAUUGACAUUGAGGAAUUUGCCAUUUGGUACUCCUCCUUUUGCUUUGCAGAGGAGGUGACCGUGCGACCUCAAGUGCGACAGACCAGGGAAUUAGCACGACAGAUGGGUCUGGAAAUCUGGGCCAUUGAGAAGUUCCGGGUCGCCUUUGACAAGUACGACGCAGACGGUAGUGGAGAGAUUGAAUUUGAUGAGUUUUCAGACAUGGUGCAAGAGCUGCUGAAGAUACCCAAUGGCCAUGAACUCCCGCAUGACCGGCUGAUGACCAUGUGGCGCACGGCCGACAUCACCCAGAAGGGCUACCUUGACUUCCGGGAGUUUUGUUUUUUCUAUGUCCGGAUGGUCUCUAUGGAAGAGGGAUGUGAUCCAAUCAGGGACUACUAUCGAAACGUCCGCAACGUUCCAGUGGCUCCCCUCUAA